AUGUCACACGUAUUAAAAAGGUCAAUAUCCUCGAAUGCAAUAAACAAUCUAAAGAGAAGACCCUCAUUACCCACGAUUCAUAGGACUCUUUCACAAACAAGUAAUUUUAGUACGGGUUCCACCAUUGCAGUGACACCCUCUUAUCAAGUUCAAAAUGAAUCAUUCAAUGAAUUCAUGUAUUUCCUUUCAGGUGAAGAUUAUUACAAUAAGGUGAAUUCAUUAUGGGAUAAUCUACCUAAGGAGACAAAGGACGUAUUUAUAGCUAGGGUAUUGAUUAAGAAGGAAAAUAACCAUAGGAAGGAAUUAAAUUAUAAUGAUAUUAAGGAAUUGUUUCAAGGUCAAGGGACACCAACGAAGGGGUCAUUUCUUCAUUAUAGGAAGAAGAUUGGACCUUAUAUUCGACAAGAGGCACCUGGAUUGAAAGAACAAACUAUUUCCAAAAUUAUUGGACAGUUAUAUAAUAAUGAAUUGACUGGAGUGGAUAGAGAGAUUUUGAAAAGGGAAGCUGAAGAGAUUUAUGAAAGGGAGAUGAAGCAAAGGUUAGAGGUUGCUAGGGAUUACAUUGAUGAUUCUACGAAAAUGUUUGAUAAGGACCCAUAUAUUGAAGAGAUUAGACAUUGGAAGGAGAAGAAAGAAUUGGCUAAUAAAGUUAAAGAGUUGAAUAGUUUGAUGGAAAGAUUGGAAUCUUAUUCUCAAAGUGGGAAUGCUACUCCCAUGAAUGCUACGACGAGUAAAGAAAUGUGUCAAAAGGAAGGAGAUAUCGUAAAGACGACCACGAAGACGAAGACGAAGACGAAGACGAAAACGAAACCAGAGGAAGAAAAUUCAAAACAAGAGAAAAGAGAAAAGGUAUCAUUUGCAACAGCUAUUUCUAAUCAAUCGAGGAAGUUAGUUAGAAAAUUCAAAAGGAAGAAGCGUCCAAGUAAGCUAGAUCUGUAUAGAAAACCUGAAUGA
Messenger RNA from Naumovozyma dairenensis CBS 421, 954 nucleotides. RefSeq lists its product as uncharacterized. The record is from RefSeq and is a predicted model, not a curated record. Bases 1 to 954 code for a protein of 317 amino acids. The transcript has a single exon. Lineage: Eukaryota; Fungi; Ascomycota; Saccharomycetes; Saccharomycetales; Saccharomycetaceae.